GAGCUUUAUUAAGGUUCUCAUAGGUCUGAUUUCUCAGACAGGAUAAAGCAAGUCUUAUCAUGCGCAGAAGGAUGCCAUUUGUAGGCGCAAUUUAGCGACAAGCAACUCUGUUGAUUGGGAAAUGUGUUCUUGAUAAGAAAAUAAGGUUGGCGUAGCCAUAGGUGAUAGAUAAAUAGUGCAGUAAAGUAUUUAAUAAACAGAUGCUGCUAUUCGGCAUCUUCGCCAUGUGGCCUUCUUUUACUAACGAUGCAUGCGUGGUAUAAAGCCAGCUAUAAAGCACUAUGAGAAACCCUGCAGGAAAGUUGUAUAUUUGUACAAUGUAAAGCUUCUUUUAUGCUGUACGUGGAAAUUUGCAACUGCAAUUUCAAAAAGCUUUAGCACAUGCAGCGUUCACUGUGUAAACAGCCUAGAAUGCAGCAGCUACAGAGACUGCUUUUGUUCAUAGCUGUAGCAUUUUUGUGGUUAAUAAAACAGGUUUAACUGCACCUGAACAGCUGUUCAGCUCAAAUGUUGAGAUAUAUUUGAUAGUUGGAUCCUCUUGUCUCAGUACAGUUGUUUGGGUUAGUAUCUGAGUGUGAUUACUGUUUUUACAAUGUUAUUUCUUUCACACCUGCCGCUACAAUUUUGUGGGUAUUAAAACAGGUUAAACUGCACCUGAACAGCUGUUUAGCUUAAAACUGUGAAGUACAUAGUAGUGAUAGUGAUCGACAGAUUACUCAACUAUCGUAAUAAAUAAUCAUAAUUAGUUUUAGCCCAAGCUCAAUGGGUAGUUUGCUAGAUUAGAUACACACCUAAAGAGACACACUUUGGGCAAUGCGACAAAAAAACUUUGUCUUCUGCAUAUUAAAACGCAGGGAUAGACUAUGUUUUCCUUUCAGUGGGCUCAGCUUAACCCCUUUCUGGAAAACUGGGCCUUAAAAGAGUUGAAACUCUCUACUUUCUAAAUAGUUCCUCCGGCUAGGUGAUCUUAAAGAAAGUGACGGCACUCGUCAGACAGUGUUGCGUUCUGAUAUUAUUUUAAAUGGAAUUGAAAAUCAGUUGGAUUGAUGGAUUUUGUUACGCUGCAUAAAGUAAAGCAUUCUGUUCUGCUGGCAGUGUGGAUCAGUAUGGCCUUUGCUGCAAAGGUUGUUUGAUAAAGUUCUGUACACCACAUUGUGCCACCACAUUACAGUUCACCAUGGGAGGUGCACACCGGUGGGAUUCUGUUGUUCAGUUGGUACAGAGAUAUGCUAGCAUCAGCAAAGAAGGGAAAUUCAAAAUUACGAUCUUGUCUUUACACAUAAGUAUAAUAAUACUACCUAAGAACUUUUGUUUUACCUACAUUUUUAAAAAAGAUAUUAAAAAUGGUGCCUUAAAUUAGGUCACACCUCUUUUUGAGACUGAUUUGCAUACCUUAAUGUUUUAAAAUCUUUUUUUUCUAAUUACACAAAUUAUUUUUUUUCUACUAAGACAGAAAGGUAAUAGUUGGAUCUGUGUACAGUAGGGAUGAGUGGAAUUAUUUUAUCACUUCUUUAUUUUUAUAUGUGACCAUUGACCUCAGACCAACAUUGUCUUAUUAGGCAACUAGUGGGAUUAUUAGUGCUUGGUCAGCGUUUUUAUAUUUGAAGUUAUAAUGCCAAACAUAUCAUAUGUGAUACAUUAAUUCUUGAGCCCUCCACGUGAGCAGUGUUAGUUUUUUUUUUUUUUUUCUGAAAAACCAAAUGUAUACCAUGAGGUACAUGCAGUGCACAGAUAAUUCAACAGGGGGCAGUAAUUUAUCCACUAGAGGGCUCUUCAGUGAUGCUACAAGAUUGCUGUUAUUAAGGAACAGGAGGACACAGGUGGUUUUUGAAGAAGAACUUUGCCAAUUCUGACAAGGUUAAGGUAAGAAAAUCAUUAUUUUUUAUGGAGUAUCAAUAGGAACAGUUACUGGAUUGAUGCAAUGUAAAAUUUCAUAAUAUAUGUUUUAGUAAAACCGUGUUGAAAAUGAUGUAUUAAAUUUGAUACAGCGGGUAUAUAAGGUCAUGUAAAUCAAUCAAUUAUCAUUUUAUUGUGUUUCUUGCAUUUUACAUAAAAAAUAUUAUUAGCAUUAGCUGCUUACUCCAGUGCUAGCCCUUGAGGUGGUUAGCGGCUAAUGCUGCUCCAGCAGUGCUAGUCGGGGUUAGCAGCAGGCUACAGGCUGAUAAUACUCACCUCUGAAUGGCGAAAGAGCAAUCGCUUAGCGUCUAAUGCUAAUACUGCUUCAAUUACAGGCCUGCAGAACUAAACUGAAACUAGUUUAUAAUGCUGUACUUCAGCGGAGUGGCUUUACUGCUCCUUACAAUUUGACGGGUAAAAUUCAAACAUAAAGGUGCCCUGCGUUACAAGGCACAAUGGUGAAUUUGGGAAAUUUAAGAAUUUUAAGUGUGCCUUAUAGUGUGAAAAAUACGAUAAAUGUUUAAAUUACUUAAAUUGGUACAUUUUAGAGCAAAAAAAUUGAUACUUAACUUUCUGUAUCAUGAUCGAUGACUAGUUGAGUGUUGCGAUACUACAAUUACUAGUAACUUCUUUUUGCUUACUGAUUUUUACCGAAAAUAAAAGGAAAAAUACACAGUAAUCUGUUUAUUGUUUGUAUAUGUGUUCUUAGAUGGCAAAAAAAUACAGUGUUGAAGAUGCUUUGAAGAGGAUUUUGGAUGGAAAUUCUAUAUUCCAAGUGACAUCAGAAAAUCACAUCUACGGUGCUAUAUGCCAGGAAAACCACACAAGUGGGGGUUCAAGAUGUGGGGAUGUAUCGGGCAAAGUGGCUAUCUCUAUGAUUUUGUCCUGCGUCAAGGAGGAGAAAAUCUCGAUGAAAAGAAGUCUGAUGUUGGUUCUACAGAAGAUGUUGUCCUGAAAAUGACAUCAAUCCCUCCAGCAGGAAGAAAUCACAACGUUUUUGCUGACAACUUCUUUACAUCAGUUCCUUUGGUGCAGCACUUAAAACAAAUAGACAUCUACUACAUAGGCACUGUCCGAAUGAACAGGGUGAAGAACUGCCAACUGUUGGAUGAGAAAAAACUGAAGACAAAGGGAAGAGGGUCUAUGGAUUUCAGAGUAAACCAGGAAGACAACAUCAUUGUAAAAUGGUAUGACCACAAAGCUGUGAACCUGCUCUCUUCUUUUGUUGGCAUUGAGUUGAACCACUGGGCAAUGUGAAGCUUUGGGAUCAGAAAACAUAAUGGUUCCCAGACCAUAUCUUAUUGAUAUGCUAUCUGCACUCUACAAGUUCAGCUUCAAAGAUGGUACAUCUACAUUUGGUGGCACACUGUUACAAUGGCAGUAAUCAAUGCGUGGAUCCGCUACCAAAGAGACCUGAAAGAGACCUGGCCCUGCAAAGUUUCAGGUGUGGCAGAUCAUUGUCAUCUCUAGAAACAAUGCCAACCCCUCACCGGAAGAAGAAAACCCUUGAUGCCCCCUGAUGUGAGAAAGGACAGCCUUAAUCAUUUCCCAACAUGGGGAAACCUGACAGAGAUGCAAGCACUGCAUAGACCACUUUGCUUACUGUGAGAAAUGCAGAGUGCAUCUUUGUCUGAACAAGGACAGAAACAGUUUUCAAGCCUACCACCAUGCAAAACGAAAAGGUUGUGAACUGCAAAUGAGUAAAAAUUACUGAAAUGUUACAUCUUCCUGAUUUCCACCCUGCCAGUUCUGUUGGAGUAUUUCACAUUCACACACUUUGGAAUUCCCAAUUUGUUUGUGUAUUACUUUUUUAGUUCAAGAAAAAAUCAUUUUGGACACCCGUUGUGUCAAAUAUGAUUUAAAUGUAAUCUAUAUUUUUUGUUUAUUCAGAAGGACCAAUAAAGGCUCCAGUUUCAAAGAAUUUGAAUUUUCUGUCACUUAUUUAAUGGUUUGUGCUUUACACAUGGUUAAAGAUGUGUAUAUUUUAAGAGUCAUUGUUCAUUCCAAAACUACUAUAAUUGCUUUUGUUCUGUCAGACACGUUUUUCCCAUUUAAGCAACUUAUUUAAUUAAGUGUUGCUCAGUUCUCAAACUGCGUUACCACUGAUUAGGAAAAAUAUAUCGGGCACCACUUUGAGAACUGCUGGCUGAGCAGAUACUUAGUAGCUGUUAGUAACUGUAAUUAGUCUGUAAAAAAUAAAAGCUUCCAUAUGAGUUAGUUAUUGGUUUGUUUUAAUUUGAUAGCAGUAGGGGUGGGCAAUAUUGCCCUAAAAUAAUAUCACAAUAUUUUAUGCUAUUUUCGUGAAAAGAUACUCUGAAUUAAACACUGAAUUAAAAACAAUGAUUUCAAGAAUCACUACUCUAACAAAAUGAAAAUUUUAUGUAGUUAUUGCAUUCUAUAUGAUAUGGCACACCCCUAACUGAGAUAUAAAAAAAUACAAGAAUUUGAUCAGAUUUGUAACAAAAAUCAAUGAUUCAGAAUGUCAUGAUACUAAUAAGGCACUCCAAAAAUCUCCAUGUAUCUAGGAUUAUAGUAAAGUAAAUGAUACUGGACAGAUAUAAUCUGUCUCUAGUAGAUAUAUAAUGGGAAAUGAGAACAGUGUGAAUUUUUCUUUCACUAAAAACAGCAGAACAGAAGUACCCUGAUGUGAUAAUUAGGGGUGGGUGAUAUAGCACAAUAUUUAAGAGUAAAAUAUCGUUCACGAUAUUCAAAAAUGUUCAAAAAUGCGAUACUAUUGUGUACGAUACGAUAUAGCACACCCCUAGAUAGCAGUUAUAUAAACCUGUGAGGAACCUUGAUCCUUAAAUGAUUUUGUACACACAGUAUGAAUGAGCAAUAUGACUUAAAAUCAGUAUAACAAUUCAUUAUAUACUGUACCUCAAGAACGAUUCAUGAAUGAUGGCAUUUUUGCUUUUCUUAUUUAAUUUUUUUGUGUUACUAAUCAUAUGGUGGUAAGUUUGUACAGGGAGAGUAUCUUAACACACACACACACACACAGUAGGGCAAGUAUUAUCAUUAAAAAUAAUAAUAAUACACUGACCGAUUGCAUUAUUUGUCUUUUCCGAUACAUUUUUGGGUCAUAUGUUGAGUAUAAUUCAAGAAUUCUAUUAAAUACUUGUCUAUGUAGUUUAAGUGCGCUAUUUAUUUCAAAGGUUUUAACUUCACUAAUCAACGAACUGAUGCUAAUUUUCCACACAGGUAACUUCUUCUCAUUUGUUUACUUCAUUCACAAGUAAAGAUGUGGGGAAAGUAUAUCCUACUGUAUUUUUCCCACUUUAAGGCGCACAAAAUCCUUUUAAUUUUCCCAAAAAUCGACAGUUCAGUAUUAGCAUUAGCCGCUAACUGCAGUGCUAGCCCUAUAUUGGACUGUAGUCUGCGUGUUUAUCGUGCUAAAACAAGCUACGUGGGACGGAGCGCUAGUUAAUAGCGCUCUGAGUUACCAAAACACUCAGGGUUCCUCAGUCUGUCGCUAUUGGGUGGCGUUUAAUAGCGCUAAGCGCUGCUAACCGCACUUCUGCUAACCGCACUUCUGCUAACCGUGGCUAGCGCUGCUGCUAACUGUGCUAAAAUAUUGGAAAUCUAAGCUCACCGAAAAUAAACGAAAGCACUUUACUUACCCAAAUAAACAGUUUUCAGGAGAAAUCUGUGUAGAUUAACAUCCAUCACUCGUUUGCCUUUUCUAAGAAUUACAGUCUGUUGGAGGAUCUGCUAGAAAGCAUUUAGUAUUUGCUGUUUUUAGAAAUACAGUCACUGAACAGAGGUGCAAACAAUUUUUCUACCCCCAUUGCCUGCAUUAGCCAAUAAAAGAAAAUGGACAGAAAAACAAGUGGAUGGCAACUAAAUGCUGAAAUUAUGUGACCCAAAAGGGCAGAAAACCUAAAUAAGUAAGAUUGCUUUUUUUUUUUUUUUUUGGACUGCUCAAAUGUUAAAUGUAACUGGGCAAUAAAUAUUUUUAAAUUAGUAACUUUUUUUUAACAUUUAGCCUAUUUAAUGUAUGUAGUGCAAAAACAAAUUGGUAUGCAACUUUUUAUUGAUUAUUAAUUAAUUGACAGCUUCGGGUAACCAGCGUAAGCCUGUUAUUUUUUGAUCAAUCUUUGUAAAACUGGACUGCUAUUCAACACCUGAAUCUGAAUAUCAAAAGGUUUUAUGAGUGAUUAAUAAACAUUUAUCCAGGAUAGAAUUAGAACAACUCUGCAUAAACCCCUUUAAACGUACCAGUACAGCUGAAGUAUGUUUUACUGACAUCUUGAUCAUAGCAGGAGUGUUUCUGCUGCAUAUUUUGUUCUUAAAGUGAGAUUGUUACCGUUUUUGUGAGGAAAAAUGUUGCUUCAGGAGACAUCGCAAUCUGUUAACAUACGUGCUUAGAUAACAUACUAGACUAUAGUAAAUGAUACCUGUAAAAUAUGGCGGUAGCGUACCAAGAUUUUUGUGUGAAAACACUAUUGAACAGAGGGAUACCAGUCAGCUCGUUGGACACUGAAUGCUGAAAGCAAAGACGAUGCUUCGCAGAAACAGACGUAGAGUAGAGCCCAGCAUGGAUGGAAUUUCUACAGAGAAAAGCUUCAUGGUGGAGUCCCUCUUGAAAUCGUGCAAUUUCAGACAAAAACUGAGGUACAACGUAAGUGUGGAAGAACUCAAGCGCCGGGUUGGACCACCUGAGUUCAUGUCAAUAAAUGGGCUUGUGUCGCAUCUUCGGACGUCUCAAAGCAAUAAAGUCUCCCUGAGGAAAGUGUUAACAGAUGUGGGGGUAGUUCCGUCCCAGUCUACUCGCCUUACAUCCCUGUGUUCCAAACUAACAGAAGAUGAGGCCGCAGACCUGGCAACGGACCUAGAAAAGCUUGCGUGCAAUUUUAUUGAUUUUAAAAUGGCUGCUGAGGCUCGGCGGUCAUCCGGAGAUAAGACGACAGAAUUGUCGAGAACAAAAGCUUUUCGAGAAUUCUUGGCCCAAACUAAAAAAGCACUGAUUCCAUUCAUGAGCUGGUAUGAUACAGUAACUCAUGGUCUGGGUCCAAAGGCUUUUGGCAUCACUGUACAGAUCAUGGACACAUACUUGAACCAAGUAAUACAGCAGCUCUCAGAGGAUCUGGGAAGCUAAUAUAAAUGGACAGACCAUCUGCACACAGUUUGAUGGACGUACCAGACUGAUCUUUAAAAAAAAAAAACACGUCAGUCAAUUUUUUGUACACUUUUGUUUGCUAUUUUUAUUUCAUAUUGAAAUAACACUAUAGUAUUCAUCAUAAUAAAAUGAUUUGCACAGGUAGUCAGUCGUGACUUAUCAUUAGUGUUUUUUUAAUUAUUUAUUUGUUUAUUAAUGUUUUUGAUUAUUUUUGUAUACAUCUCUUAUUAACUUUCCUUAGGUCUUCUGCACGCUGUGUAAAUUUUACCCCAAAAAGUUUAACUCAGAUUUUGUGUUUCAGGAAUUUUCCUGGUCUGUAAUCAGAAAAUUAGGAGUGCCUGUCACGUGGAUGUGUAUAAACAUUUUAGUUAUUUAGUAAAUAUGGCUGAAUUGUACCAUGAUUACCUCAGUGCUAUUCCAGUGUACAUUAUAGUUCAAAGUAUUUGUGGACAGCCAUUGUCCAUCUUCUCCUCUGCUGUGACUGAUAGCAGUUUAUGUUUGUAAGCAUGUUGUAGCCUCAUGGCAUUAGCCAGCACUAGUCUGGGUCACUUUACUCAUCUUAAAAACACUCAUUGCUUUAACAGCCCAUUUGCUGGUUGUGAUGAAUUAGCUGCCUAGCUGAGAUUUAGCUACGUGUUAACCAGUGCUAAACUGUUCAGGAGACACUUAGCAUCUGUCUUGUAGUCCUUCUGGGCUCAGUCAUAGAGCUCAUAGAGCUCUUGAAGAUCUAUGAAGAAGGAUGCCAAAUCUACAGCAUACUGUGUUAACCUGCUAUUGUUUGCCAUACCUCAGUCAGAUUUCUUAAUCUAAUUAUUAAACCUUGCUAAAGCUUGAGGGUGUUUUCACAGCUGUAGUUUGUUUCUGUAGUUUGUUUCGAAGAUGCAUCAGAAUGCACAACAACAAACCAUGUGAGCACAUUCCCUCUGAAAGUUGGUCAGAGCUGUCUUGGGCGGGGCUAGAAAGUAAACGCAGAAAGGUCCUGUGUUCUUGACUAGCCUGUAAAUAUGCGCAGUGUUAAGCUGCUGUAACACUAACUGCAGAAAACUGGCAGCAAUUUCAAUGGCAUGGCAGCGUAGACAAUUUGUUUUUGUGUAGUUGCAUUGGUAAACAGAGUUGCGCCAGCAUGAGCAGUAAGCCCUGCAUAUACAGUGUUCACCGUAAAAACAGCUCAUCAUUGAGCAGAAGCAAGGGCAGCAUUUAUUUAUUUAUAGCUGUAGUAAAUACCUGGGUGGUAAAUCAGGUUAAACUGCACCUGAACAGCAGUUUAAGCAUGAGGAGUAUAUUUGAUAGUUGGUAAGGAUUGAACAAAAUGAACUAAACUCCUUUUUUAACUAGACCAAAUAGUGUUGGUGUGAAAACUCAAAAUGUGCUGUUUACAUGACUACAUGAAUAGUUAGAUAACUGCAGUAAUCGUAUUAUGAACAUGAUUGUAAAUGCACUCAAUGAUUGACCAUGUGAUCCAGUAUGAGUGACUAUAUAGUGUGUAUGUGUGUGUGUGUGUGGUGUAUAGCAUAGUUUAUCUAAAAAACGUUAACUCUUGCCAUAAAAAAAAUAUAAUUGUGAAAUAAAUAAAUAAAUAUGGUCACUGUUUCCUAAGCUUGUUUUUGGGACGCCGCUACUUACUACCUUGGACGAUUUCGCUCUCGAAUUCAUUUUACUCCAGCACAUUCUGCUCAUUAGUUAGUUGUCAGGAUCUUCAUGAGCUAGAUGUAAAAAUGGUUAGGACAGUAUAUAGCCUAGCAGUGUUUCGUGCUAACUAGAGGUUUUUG
Molecule: messenger RNA, 8781 nt
Organism: Astyanax mexicanus (Mexican tetra)
Lineage: Eukaryota; Metazoa; Chordata; Actinopteri; Characiformes; Acestrorhamphidae
Product: transcription factor AP-2-alpha
Exons: 6
Coding region: 6377-6991 (204 amino acids)
Source: RefSeq, a predicted model, not a curated record